Oncorhynchus kisutch (coho salmon) is the source of this 3798-nucleotide messenger RNA. RefSeq names its product ribosomal protein S6 kinase-like 1. Gene Ontology annotation, molecular function: protein kinase activity; ATP binding. The record is from RefSeq and is a predicted model, not a curated record. Bases 972 to 3371 code for a protein of 799 amino acids. The transcript has 13 exons. Lineage: Eukaryota; Metazoa; Chordata; Actinopteri; Salmoniformes; Salmonidae. Gene Ontology annotation, biological process: protein phosphorylation.
UUCGCUUUUGCUUUUGCACUCCUUCUAAACAACGCGAUUUUAAAAAACUUUUGCAAAGGCCAAAGUGUACAAACCGUAGUCCACUCUGUUCAUAACAUAUUGUAGUUUUGCGAAAAGAAAACAGUAUUGAAUGUCGGCCAAAAUCCAUCUCGUUCCAUCUUCUCCCACUGCGCCAGUGUGUUUCCCCUCAGCGGAAACGCCAAGCGGAUGCUUCACGUUUAUACAUCCAGUAAAAUAUCUGUCUCAUUGUUCUAUCUGACAGCUCCGUCUCUUUAAAUAUAGCAUCUGUCAGGAUGAGACGGGGGAAGUUAAGGCCUCGUGGCUAAUGGUACCACCUUACAUAAUUUCAAGCCAAUAGGCAGCCUCGCUAAACUUUCCUCCUCUUCCUGAUAUCUGUGCAGAGGGAGGCUGCUGAGGACGAAGUCUGCUGCUGGGGCAGUGGGUCUAGGGGGCAUGCUCUGAUCACAUCAGGAUAUUGGUGCAUGUAACAUGGAAAUACUGCAGGAGGCGGACUGAUUCUCAACAACAGACACACUAUGACUUCUCCUCAUUAGACUGUAUGAGGAAUGAUAGAGUGUAUGUGAGUGGGAUACAAAACUAACCCCAUGUCACAAUGAUCGACAAUGGGUGUGUGUAGAUUGAUGAGAAGAAAAAAAACAAUUUAAUCAAUUUUAGAAUAAGGCUGCAAAGUAACAAAAUGUGGAAAAAGUCAAGGGGUCUGAAUACUUUCCGAAGGCACUGUAAGUACUUUGAGUCAUCCUUCCUCCUCAUCACCCCUGCAGCACUGACAGUGUUUAUUCAUCAGCAAUAGUACCAGAGCUGCACACUCAUACUCACUUCCUGUGCUCUACUGAGGUAAAAACUGAACUCUCUGAUGACCCAGAUUCGUAUCAUCAUGCUUGAAAACAAAGACUUUAACCUUCAAGUGGAGGAGGAUAACCCCCCAGUGAGCCGACUAACUGCUGCCAGAGAUGAGUCCCACUGCUGAUAGGACCAGGGAGAAAAGCUCGGUACACUCUUGUGUGGCUGCUAGGCCCGUCUGGAUCUCCACAGUGCAGAGCCAGGACAGCCAUGGCCAAGAGAGACUACCUGGUGGAGGCAGCCAAGCAGAUCCGAAUGGCUCUGGACAGGGAGUGGACCCUAACAAGGAGCGCCGGGAGGCAGUGAAGAGGAAGACUACUCAGUAUCUGAAGAGGGCCGAGGAAAUCUUUAUCUCCCACCUGCAGGACAACCUGGGGAAGGGGAACUCUCACUUAGGGGGUUACAGUAGUCUGAGAUUCCGGCCAAUCAGACACCUGAGCUGCCCAGUGGAGGAUCUGGAGAUGUGUAAAGUGGUGGGGAUCAUCGAUAAGGUUCUGAUUGUCCAAAGCCUGAUUACAAAGGAGAAAUGUGUUGUUAAAAGCCUGCCCAAGUCGAGCUGGGAGAGCCGGGACCAGCCCACUAUCAUCCCCCAGGGCGUCCCCUAUAUGGUGAAGCUGCUGAGGUACUAUGUCAGUGAGGAUGCUGUGUACCUGCAUCUGGAGCAUGUUCAAGGUGGGAAGCUUUUCUCCAAACUGUCCAAGGUGAGGAACGACCGAGCCAAGGAGCACCCAGAAUGCUACAUUCCCAGCCAGCACAGGAUCAAACUGAAGAACAGCUACACCUCCCCUACCAUCAGUUCAGACUACCAGCAGAAUGACAGAGGGGACACAGGGGCAACCCCUCUCCUGGAGAGGGAGAACGAGGAGAACCCAGAAACAGACUCCCCUGCAUCUUGGCAUGAGGCUCAGCAUCGUCUGGAAGGCUGUAGGACCCACUCAUACUGCGAGGAGACAGGCUGCCUGCAGAACAACUCAAGGUCUACAGCGCUACAGCCCUCUUUAUCUGGGCCAAUGAGGACAGACAUCAGUCCCCAUAUCCAUCCAGCAGGCCACAGUCAGUGUUUGCACUCUGAAACUCAGGACAAGCCUGCUCUUCCUAGUCAUCUGUGCAUCGAUCAGGUUCCUGAUGUCACCUCUGAGACUUCUGGGAAGGCCACUGGAACAGAAAAAAUUGAAUCCAGUUUGGAUUUUGACGUGGUGUGGAAGGCUGCUGAUCUGACACAGAAUUGUGAGAGUGACUCCGAUAUAGCUGCAGGUAAACCUGUACCUCAAACAACUCAGACCUCUUCUGGUGGGACAGGGUCAACAGUGAACUUGAAGAAUCAUUCUAUCAGUUUGUAUUCACAGAAAAGUUAUGUUCUCCUCCAUAAUCAAAGCCAGGCUAGUGAGAUGGCAACUUUGACUUCCUAUGGCUCUCACCAAGGCAGUGUUUCAGGUGGAGACCUUGAGAACACUGUGGGUGUAGAGCUAUCCACACACCAGGAGAGGGGGCAGGAAGAACAGGUAAACCGUCACACUACUGAAAAGAGCAUUGUGAACACAGAGACUUCCCAGCCUGGCAGAGCUGUGUGUCCCUCUACAGUAGACGAGCUGAAGGUCAUGAGGACAUCCUCAGGGAUCUCUCACCCCCCUUCCCUGCCUCACUGUCUCAGUGCUGGGACACAGCAGGGGAACCAGGCAGGCAUCUCCCUGGCCCUCACAGAGGCAAAGUAUCAUGUGGGGCCUCCUUGCAGAGAGCCAGGGGAGGAGGUGGAGGAGGGCUGGGAGCUGAGCCCUUUGAGUAAGGACAUCCCCCAAGGGAAAGGAUCACUGUGUGACCACAACACCACUGGCCCCACAGGGGCCUCCCCACAGUGUCGGAAGGAGGACAUGAAUGCUUUCCUGAAGUCAAAGGGAUCAGAUGGACAGGGUCAGGAUCAGAUCAUUGAGGUAGAGGGCUGGUGCCACCAGCCCAAGUUCCCAGCCAAGGCCUCCAGAGGGAGAGAUGGGGUCAGGCAGGGCUGUUGGGGGCUGCCUGAGGCAGAGGUGCGUCUGUUGGGAGCUCAGAUCCUCCUGGCCCUGGAGAGUCUUCACCAGCAAGGUGUCAUGUGCCGUGACCUCAACCCAAAGAACAUCCUGCUUACCAGCAUCGGAAAGGUCUGCCUGACAUUCUUUGGCCAGUGGAGUGAAGUUCAGUCAGAAACCAACUCUGAAGCUAUGGACCAGAUGUACUGUGCCCCAGAGAUUGGAGGUGUGUCCAAAAUAACAGAGGCUUGUGAUUGGUGGAGUCUGGGGGCAUUGCUAUUUGAACUUCUUACAGGAAUGCCCCUGUGGCAGUUCCACCCAGCCGGGGUACAUUCUCACACCCAGCUUCUGAUCCCAGACCAGCUGAGUACUGCAGCUGCCUCCCUGCUCACUGAGCUUCUGCAGUUUGACGCUGGUUAUCGUUUGGGCUCUGGAGGCGGUGGAGUGAGUGACAUCAAGUGUCACCCCUUCUUCAAUGGUGUCUCCUGGAAGGCACUGAGCAGUUAGCAGACUGUCUGUAGCCUGAACAGUUAUCUGCAGCCAAGUGAAGUUGGGCAGCCACUGCCCCCUUGUGGCUAAAAUAAUUGAAACCCCAGCUCUGGAGCUACUUCCUGAGCAUCUUGUUCUUCCCAAAGAAUGAGAAUUAGAAGGGUAAUUCAGAGCAAUAUGCACACAGCCAACAUGUCAGCCCUGCAACAACCAAACUCCUGCCUGCAGUGUUCUCUUUGUAACAAAGAGGCUAGUGUAAACAUAGUAGGUCAAAAUGUACUCCUGGGUGACUUUUGGGGUAUUUCUGUUGUACAAAUGACAUGCAAUGCUACUGUUAACAUCCAUGCAUAGCAUCACCAAGUAUGGAAACUGAUGUUUUUCAUUGUCAAACACUUACUACACAAAUACUUUUUGGUCAGCAAAAUGAAGCAAUGCAUCUGUGCUG